Chroicocephalus ridibundus (black-headed gull) is the source of this 4865-nucleotide messenger RNA. Its product is annotated as galactosylgalactosylxylosylprotein 3-beta-glucuronosyltransferase 1-like. Gene Ontology annotation, biological process: carbohydrate metabolic process; chondroitin sulfate proteoglycan biosynthetic process. NCBI's taxonomy places the organism in Eukaryota, Metazoa, Chordata, Aves, Charadriiformes, Laridae. Gene Ontology annotation, molecular function: galactosylgalactosylxylosylprotein 3-beta-glucuronosyltransferase activity. Gene Ontology annotation, cellular component: Golgi membrane. The transcript is spliced from 6 exons. Bases 353 to 1387 code for a protein of 344 amino acids. The record is from RefSeq and is a predicted model, not a curated record.
CUCCGCUCGUCGCCCCUUCCCCGCUUAAGGUGGCCCCCGCGGGAUGCGCGGCGCGCAGGAGCCGGCUGCGGGCGGCCCUGGGCGCUCCCCCCACCCCCCGGCACAGGGUGGCCUUAAAUCGGCUCCGCGCCGCGCGUAACCGCAUCGCCGGCGCCGUCUGAAGGCGGUCGCCGCCAGCCACCGGCAGCGCCGACGGGCCGGUCCCGGUCCCGGUCCCGGUCCCACCGCGCACGGAGGACACCCCUCCGCCCGGCGGCGGGCGAUGCUCCCCCGGCAGCCCCCGGCAUCUCCGCCCUGACCGGCGCAUCUCGCCAGGUAGAGAGAUGCCUGGGCAUUGGAAGCUCUCUGCAGCAUGCUGAGGAGACGUAACCUUCUUACCACGCUCCUGAUCGCCUUGCCAUGGGCUCUUCUCCUAACCUUGUGGCACCAGUACCCAACUACCCGCUACCUCAGCCUGUUGAGAAAAGAGACAGAUGAGAACGUGACCUCUAAAGUUCUUCUCAAUGGUACAUCUGCACUGAGAGAAGAAGGCCUCCCAUCAUGCAUUCGGCAGCAGCAAAGCAUAGGGGCAACGCCUAAAGUCAUCCAGAAUUAUGUGUACUCCAGGCCUCCCCCAUGGUCAGACACCCUGCCAACCAUCUUUGUUAUCACCCCUACCUACACCCGGCCAGUCCAAAAAGCUGAGCUGACCCGUCUGGCCAACACCUUCCUACACGUACAGAACCUGCACUGGGUGGUGGUGGAGGACUCGCCCCGGAGGACCAACCUGGUAUCCAACCUGCUGGAGAAGGCAGGGCUCAACUUCACCCACCUCAAUGUGGAGACACCCAAGAGUUUGAAGCUGGGACUGUCCUGGAUCCCAUCCCACACCCCAAGGGGGACACUACAGAGGAACCUGGGGCUGCAUUGGCUGAGGGACAGCUUCAGCAACACAGCGCCACCAGAAGGGGUAGUGUAUUUUGCUGAUGAUGAUAACACCUACAGCCUGGAGCUCUUUGAAGAGAUGCGCUACACAAGGAGGGUGUCAGUCUGGCCGGUGGCUUUUGUUGGGGGACUGCGAUAUGAAUCCCCAAAAGUGAGCCCAGCAGGGAAGGUGGUGGGCUGGAAAACCGUCUUUGACCCUAACCGGCCCUUUGCUAUUGACAUGGCUGGAUUUGCUAUCAGCAUCAAGCUGAUUUUGGAGAAGCCUCAGGCCAGUUUCAAGCUGGAGGGAGUUAAAGGAGGCUACCAGGAAACCAGUCUGCUGAAGGAUCUAGUGACUAUGGAUGGCCUGGAGCCCAAAGCAGCCAACUGCACAAAGGUGUUGGUCUGGCACACAAGAACUGAGAGGCCCACUCUGGUUAACGAAGGCAAGCGCGGAUUUACAGACCCCAGAGUAGAGGUGUAAGCACAGAGUCACCUCCAGGGCAGGCAGCGGGCAGUGAUCGUUCCCAAAGUCUGUCAGCAACCACAGCAGCUGCGUGCCCUGCCUGUUCCAUUCAGCCCUCUGCUCCGCUGCUGGAGGAUGAUGAACACCCCCGAAUGCCGCCACACCGAUCAGCUCCCACUGCCCGAAAAGUGGUAACGAGCAGGGACAGAGCUGAUGUGGUGCCCUGCCAUCCUACAGCUCUUCACCCUUGACUUCAUGCACUGGCUCCCGUUCCUCAGCUGGGAGAGGAGUCCUUCCCUUCCCCUGCGGGCUCUGUGUUUUUAACCAUUCAUUAAAAUUUAUUAGAUGUUAUCUCCAUUCUUGGCUGUGCCAGCACAGAAGCUGAAAUCCAGGAUGGGUGUGGGUGCCUCUGAAGGUCUUUGCUGGCAUAUCAUGAAACCUGAGCUUCAGUACAGCAGCUGUGAGCUGCGGUGGUUCAAGGACAGGAGCUGUCACAAAAGCACAAAUGUGGACCUGUUGGCCUGAGGCUGGUAUGCUCUCAAAACAGCUUUAAAACAAAGCUAGCCUGAGAGAGGCUCUCCCUCUGAAGGAUGCACUUAGACAACUACAUGGAUCAGCCUUCGGUGUUGGGGAGGGAGCUGUGCUGAAGUGUCUCAUUUUGGGUUUGAGAGUUCAGAAGGGAUCUGGUGCCUACGCCUUGGCUGAGAACUUGAACUGCCUUCACUUAAGGUUGUUUUGGGAAAUGCCGUCCCAGAUCCCCAGGCCCAGAGCCCUCUGGGUAAAGUUCCUCUCCCGCUCAGGGAGACCCAGCAGGUACUGUACCUCAAAGGCCGUGCCUCCGUGUCUCACUGCAGAGACCAGAAAGCAGGGGUAAAGAUGGGUGAACUUCAAAGCGUUGUUCCUAGCCCGGAACCCUCCUGCAGCACCACCAGGUGCUUCGGUAGCCUCAAAUAAUGUACACAGACUUGUUUCCUAGACCUCCAGAGAGGAAGACACCUCUCUGGGGCGGAGGUGGGUGAGAGUGCUCAGAGAAGAGGAACCUUCAGCCUGCUCUCAUCUCCUGUGAGAACGUUGAGGAAUGUGGAGAUACACCAUCAAGAAGCGUAUCUCGAGCAUGUAGAUGAUAACUGAACUAUCAAAUGUGACAAGGUUUUCCAGUUGAACUUUGAAAAGCAUGUGUGGCCCUGUGAAGAGAGAGGAGUGUGUCAUGUGGAAGGCUUUCCCUUUCCCUCAAUAAAACAGGAAGACAGCCAGGUGGAAGGCAGCCCACAAAGGAGGAGGUGACAAAUGAGGACUGAAGGAAGGAUGCACUGGAUUAAAAGCACAAGUGUUGGUACCAUGUGUGUGCGUGGGGAGUGGUGUUGCUGUGACUUUCCCAGGAGGAUUCCCUGAAUGACCCAGAAACCCCUCUGAGCACAUGUUGAAAACCAUCUUCACUCAGGCCAUGAGAAACAAGGCUUCAGGCGUUCAAAACACAUUGAGGAUUUCACAGCUGGGGGAAAGUUAUGAGCAACUGAAUCAUCCCCACCCGAGAAAUUCUGGGCUGGCAGGAGACUUAUUUAUUUGUUGAUUUAUUUAUACUAGAAUUCUUCUCUGCCUAUUCCUUGUUUAGUUUUGGUUUUUAGCUUAGAUCAUCUGACAUGUUCAUGAAGAAAGAAUAUUUCCCCCCCCUCGCCCCAGCCUCUCACAGGAGAACCAUAGAGCUUAGCAUUCACCGAUGAAUGUCGUAUGUUCUGCGCUCCGCGGGGUUUCUUUACAAUGGUGUCUUAAACUGGCAAAAUAAUCAGAAACACAGCAAGGAGGGGAGUACAGUGAAAGGAAUUACAGUUUCUUUAUGCAAGAAACGUGGGUGGCACUAAGUUUCUGGCUCCCGAGCAAUCAUAGCAAGGUAAAAACAUGUGCAAAGGAGUGCCUCGCUCAGCAGAUAGUCCCCAUGGGAUCUCAGGAAGCCUGCCCGAAGGGGGCUCUUCGAAGGGUAUCUGAGAGAGGGAGUUGGUCCAUGUUCCCUCACAUGGGGAACAAGCGGCUGCGCACACUGCUAUGGGAGGGGGCUAAAGCACAGGAGGGGGCAAAGGGGGUGAGAUGCCUCCUAUCAGAGAGGAAGCCAGGAGAGAUCAGAACAGGCAGCAAAUAGAGAAAUGGAGGCCACGCUGAGUGAGGCCCAGGCCAGGAUCUUUUUGGAUGAACACAUCCAGCACUACAAGGCCACCAUGCCAGCCAUCUCCGCAUGAAGAAAUACUGAAUGGGCCACAAAAACGGUGUCUUCUCUGGGCCCUAGAAAGGUCCUUACAGAGCAAGGGUCUGGUUUACUGGCAUUAGAUAGCAUGAAGGAAGCCCGGUGUCUACAAAACACUUUUCAUUCUCCAUUUGUCAGAGCUUUGUGUCCUGUCCCCCAUGGGAAGUAACAGGCCUUGCACUCCAGUGGGCUUUGCUGACCCAUCCCUGCCACCAGGCAGGUGGGCUCAAUGCUUCCGUCCAGCAUUAAACCAAGAUUAAGUCCCCUUUUUUGUGGUUUUGAUGAAUGAGCAAGAGUGAGGGAAUAAAGGAGUUGAUUUACGAUCCUCCAUUUUCUCCUCUGAGAUGGGUAGGGUUUCUGCCUGAAUGAACAGGAGGGGAUAUGGCAAUUAAUUCCUUGGCCUUUGAUCUCGCACAGGCCCUACAUAGGGUUUUGUCACUGAAGGUGGGUAGUUGCAGCAAGGGUUUGUUCCCAUUGCAAAGGAUACCCACGCACACAUGUUUUUAGAGAGCUGUUCUCUCUGCAUCCCUAUAAGAAAGCAAAAUUAUUAUUCAUGGGUUUCCCACUGGAAACCACGUAUCCAGUGACACGGGCUACACUGUCAGUUCAGCGCCGGUCAGAGCCUGCUCCCACCACCAGCCCAUUCCAUCCCAUUCUUGCCCCAGCCUGGCCCUGCGGAGGAGAGUUUCUGUGAAUCCAAGAAUCAAGAACCAGUCACUAAAUUGUGCAGGACCGAGACCUUGCAUGGACAGCGUGGAUGUACACAGCUGAUACUCCAGGCCAGCAGACAUUUGGACCCGUUCAUCACAAAUACACUUUUGCCUGUGGAGCAGCCUAGGGACAGCAAGGACCGCUGCUGGCCAAGGUGUAUCAGCUAAGGGCAGGCGAAUUACAGACGCCACAAAUUAAGAUGUCUGUUUGUUAGCAGAGCUGGGUGGGAGAGCCCAGUGGUGGAGCAGCGGUCAGAGUUACAGGCUUCGGUGAAAGUGAAUGCAGUGAGUGAAUGCCAUAAGGAGGGAGGCUGCAGAUCAAGCCUGAAGUGUUUAAAGAAGAGAAGACAUCCCAGCACCUGGUUUUUACUAGCAUAUUAGUAUCUGAUAUUCAUGUUCUCUGAGAUUCAUCCAAUUCAACAACCAAUGAAUAUUACUAACAUUUCCUGUUGCAGAAAAUACUGUUGACAAAGGAAAGAGAAUGUCAAGAAAGUAAUUUUUAAUGGUUAUUUAUUUAUAUUGAAUGGUACUAGAGCAUUAUUAAAUAUUA